CACUGUAUAAUGUGUCCCUAGAUAAUCUAAGCCUAUAACAGCUAAACUAAUGCUUGUCCCAAUAUAUGUUAUACUGUAAUUUUGACAUCUCUUACAUGAGUUAUUUUAUUUUAGUGAUUCUUAAAAUUCCAUCCACUUUUCACUCCUGGCCUAAACAGACUAUCGUCGAUUCGUAACCAAAUGCAUUUUGUCUCUAUUAUUUAUUAUAUUAGCUACAUCACUUAUCUUUUUUAACAACCGAUAGCCAAUGCAAAGUUAAAAGAACAGGAGCAAUAUAGCCAAGCGAAGGUGGAAGUAAAAUAGGGGAAUCUUCGUAUUUACAACGAUCCUUCUACUCUGUUGUCUGUCCCUUUAAAUUACACUCGGUACUUUCCGCACUCGCUCGGCUCUACUCGAGAUCGUCUCUUUUCACUGCAGCUCCAUCGCCGAGCGAACUAGCCCGCUGCCCUCAUCCAACAUCUCAGCGCUGACUGUCGAAUCCAUCAAACCACCAUCUGCGGCUCCCUGGAAGCUUUGAGCUCGUGCCGAAAUGCAGGCUAUCAAAUGUGUGGUGGUCGGCGACGGGGCUGUUGGUAAGACCUGCCUGCUGAUUAGCUACACCACCAAUGCCUUCCCUGGUGAAUACAUUCCUACUGUCUUUGACAACUACUCUGCAAAUGUGAUGGUUGAUGGGAAACCAGUGAAUCUUGGUCUCUGGGAUACAGCAGGACAGGAGGACUACGAUAGGCUAAGACCACUGUCUUACCCACAGACGGAUGUGUUCUUGAUAUGCUUCUCCCUGGUCAGUCCGGCCUCCUUUGAGAACGUCCGAGCUAAGUGGUACCCUGAGGUGAGACACCAUUGCCCCAACACACCAAUCAUCCUGGUGGGCACAAAGCUAGAUUUGCGAGAUGACAAAGAUACCAUUGAGAGGCUGCGAGACAAGAAGCUUUCUCCCAUUACUUACCCGCAGGGCCUGGCGAUGGCAAGAGAGAUUGGGGCUGUGAAGUACCUGGAGUGCUCUGCGCUCACCCAGCGAGGCCUGAAGACUGUAUUCGAUGAGGCCAUCCGAGCUGUGCUCUGCCCUCCACCAGUAAAGAAAAGGGGGAAAAGGUGUACCAUGUUUUGAAGCGAUAACACUACAUCACCAUGAACAACAACCACUACUUCUCUGAGAGGAUGAGAGAGAAAACUAUAGAGAAUGAGUGUGUACUGCUGAGAUUGCUUUCUUUAUAUUUAUGUUUUAAACAACAAUGAUAGAUUAUUAACUGGGCCCCGUGUUCACUCUGUGGUAAUUAGUAGUGGCAAUUUGAUUAAAUGGUAAACAUAUACUGAAAUGGAAAAUGUUUCAAGGUGACAUCUGAGGCCUGUCUUAUAGAGGGGCCUAGGGUCAAAAUCGAGUGUUAAUAACAUGUAACCAAACUAAAGCCGUUUCCAGACAGGAAGUCGCAACGGAAGAUUCUCCGUUCUGACGCGUUCACAACAGUAUCAAAUCCUCCACAGGAUUCAGGUGAGGACUGGCACAGCGGGCAGAGGCAGGAUGCAACGUAUUAAUAUCGCUGCAAAGAUCACUUUUUUUGUCCUUGACUUCUAGGUGUCUUCACGUUUUCAUCUGGAGAUAUUUGUUUUUUCAUUUUUCCAUCUGUCGCAUGUUAGAAGUGGGAUCAGCGUCCCCAUCCCUCAUGGUGAAUCCUGUGGAAGAUCUCCUGCUGUGUUUUCGCAUUAGCUCCCCCAGACUUCCUGGGGGCCAGUCUGAGAAAGUCCUCAAAAACUCUUGAGUUCAGUACAUGUCUGAAAGCAGUGUAAAAGAUGUGGCUGUAAAAUGUUAUUUAAAUGUUAUAAGAAAUAAUAUUCAAGCUCAAAUGUUAAUAGUGUCAUGUUUUUUUUAACCACAUGUCAUGUUCUUCAUCAACCAACACCAUCUUUGGGUCAGUCAUUGGAUUUGUUUUUUAAUUUGAAAUGUUUCAGUUUAGGCAAGGUGGAACUAAUUUAUCCGGUCUGUGCUAUUUCUUUUAAACACUUCAGUUCUUACAUUGUACAACCUUGUUGCCUAAGUUCUUCCUGUGAGGGUGUGGGAACUUGCAUGGGUCUUAAUUUAUCCCAUCGUUUCGAACUUGUCUCUCUUCCUCUGUUUGUUUGUGUGUCUGUAUAUGUAUAUAUGAAUGCUGGUGUUAUUGUGUUUGGACAGGAACCUGUCAGUGAGACAGUGUUGUUUGACAGUUUGGGAUAGAUCAUAAAACACACACAGUAUUGUUUUAAACCACGUUUUAGUGUCCAGUUUUUGGUACUAUUUCAUAUUGUAUUGUAGAAAUAAACAAUACUUUUCAACAUAUAAAGAAAGAAAAAAUGGGUAUCAAUGACAUUUUGUGAUGUACAGAAUAAUCCUUAGAAAAAAAUAUGUCUAUCUACAUGUACCUGAUUAUUUAGCUCUUAAAGGUAAAUUUAAAGGGAUUAUAGUCACUCAUGUUGAAGUUAGAAAUGUUGCUAACAAUGUUCGAUAAAGGGGCCGGUCUUUGUGGAGUUUGUCAUUAUGGCAAACCGCACAGAUUGCCCCUUUAUGACUUGCAUUUUUGUAUGGUUGCAGGCCUGGAGUAUAUCUCUCUCCCUCGUGUUGUGAGAAAGAGCACUAAAGUCCACUCUGUCAUGCUGUCUUUGGUUGGCAGAGCAAACUGUAUGAUUGAAUCAUGUCAUGUUGUCCUGCCAACUAAAUGUUGAAAUGUUGCUGAGAAAUGUUGAAAAAAAAAUCGUAUCUACUAUUGCAUGGAAGUUCACUGGUUAUUCGACCGAUUGUUAUUAUUAGGAAAGGUUGUAUGUUAAAAUGCAUUGGCCAUGUACGUAUGUGAUUUAAGACAACUUGUACACUUGUUUUAAUUAUUUGUCUUAUUUUUUAUUACUUGUGUGGUGACAUAUUUAAAGUUUUUGUAAACUAAAUACAAAUGUCUCUGUAAAGUGGUUGUGCUUUCUGUCAUGAUUUAAU
Platichthys flesus (European flounder) is the source of this 2956-nucleotide messenger RNA. Its product is annotated as ras-related C3 botulinum toxin substrate 3. Bases 530 to 1108 code for a protein of 192 amino acids. The record is from RefSeq and is a predicted model, not a curated record. Gene Ontology annotation, molecular function: GTP binding; GTPase activity; protein kinase binding. NCBI's taxonomy places the organism in Eukaryota, Metazoa, Chordata, Actinopteri, Pleuronectiformes, Pleuronectidae. The transcript is spliced from 6 exons. Gene Ontology annotation, biological process: motor neuron axon guidance; small GTPase-mediated signal transduction; regulation of actin cytoskeleton organization. Gene Ontology annotation, cellular component: cell projection; cell cortex; cytoskeleton.